Molecule: messenger RNA, 480 nt
Organism: Bactrocera tryoni
Lineage: Eukaryota; Metazoa; Arthropoda; Insecta; Diptera; Tephritidae
Gene: Cpr76Bb
Product: adult-specific cuticular protein ACP-20
Exons: 2
Coding region: 1-480 (159 amino acids)
Cellular component (GO): extracellular matrix
Source: RefSeq, a predicted model, not a curated record
AUGCAAAUGCUCUCGUGUAUCGCCUUCACCGCUGCCGCACUCGUUGGCGUCGCUUGCGCAGGAUACAUUCCACACGGACACGCUUCCAGUUACGCCUCGGUUCUUCAACACACUGACGGACACUAUGGUUAUGGCAGCCACGACAACUCUCUGCACUAUGCUGGACAUGGCUAUGCUCACCACGACCACCACUACGAGCACCACGAACCCCACCAUUAUCCCAAGUACUCUUUCGAGUAUGGCGUAAAGGACGCACAUACCGGUGAUCAUAAGAGCCAAUGGGAGCACCGUGACGGUGAUCAUGUCAAGGGAGGAUAUACCCUGGAGGAAGCUGAUGGCACCACACGCGUUGUGGAGUACACCGCCGAUGAUCACAACGGCUUCAACGCGGUUGUCAAGAAAAUCGGCCAUGCCCACCAUCCUCAGGUAUAUCACCAUGGCGCUUAUGGUUAUGAUCAUGGUCACGCUGGUAGCUACUAA